AUGCUUGAUCGGAAUCAAAGCUACGAUGAUCUUUCAGCCCAGAGCCACAAUCAAAGCAGUACCAUUAAUGCCCAUGUGUAUCCGUCUGUCCGGUCGACCUGUCGAUACGCACUAUCCGUGAAAGGGUCUGCUGUUACCACGCACCUGAGAGUAAAGCACCAGGUUGAACACAAUGAGCGCAAGGAUUUAACCGAAUUCCUCAAAGGUCUGGGCCAGUCAUAUCUGGGUGAUCCCAGUGCUGCGCCGCUCCCCAAAGACGGCUGCUCGGAACAUCCUGACUUGCGCGUCUACGAGGGGUACGCCUGCCGGAGAUGCCCACUCCGUACCACCAACUUCUCGUCCCUAACGCGCCAUAUUUCAACUCAGUAUUUUCAACGGAAGUCUCCCGAAAAGCGCGAGCUAGAUGAGUUUUACGAUGAGGUCUGGCUACAGGCAUGGACAUAUGUAUAA
Messenger RNA from Fusarium oxysporum Fo47, 450 nucleotides. RefSeq lists its product as uncharacterized. Bases 1 to 450 code for a protein of 149 amino acids. The record is from RefSeq and is a predicted model, not a curated record. Lineage: Eukaryota; Fungi; Ascomycota; Sordariomycetes; Hypocreales; Nectriaceae. The transcript has a single exon.